Messenger RNA from Monoraphidium neglectum, 1176 nucleotides. RefSeq lists its product as hypothetical. Bases 1 to 1176 code for a protein of 391 amino acids. The record is from RefSeq and is a predicted model, not a curated record. Lineage: Eukaryota; Viridiplantae; Chlorophyta; Chlorophyceae; Sphaeropleales; Selenastraceae. The transcript has 5 exons. Gene Ontology annotation, molecular function: acid phosphatase activity; metal ion binding.
AUGUGCGCCGAGCCCGCGGCCUCCAACGACUUUGAGCUCUACCUGCACCGCGCCGUCAUGACAGACCUCGUCCCCGGGGCGCGCUACCGCUACCGUGUUGCAGACGCCGCUGACAGCUGGCCGUUCCGCGCGCAGCCCGUGGCGUCGCCGCACGAGGCAUUCAGCUUUGUGGCCUUCGGGGACAUGGGCGAGAGCGAGCACGCGGCGGCCAAGAGCCCAGGGGCUGAGUUCACACUUGAGACGAUGCAGCGGCGUGAAAUGCCAAAUCUAGACAUGGUGCUUCAUGUCGGGGAUAUCUCAUACGCCGACGGCAACCCCGAGAUCUGGGACGCCUUUAUGGACUCCAUUGAGCCCCUGUCAGCCAGGCUGCCCUACAUGGUGCAAGUCGGCAACCACGAGUACGGCUACGACAAAGGCUCGGAGAUUGACCCCUCUGGCGGCCGCCCCUACGCCCCCAGCUGGGGCAACUACGGCCCCGACAGCGGCGGCGAGUGCGGCGUCAUGCUCGCGCGCCGUUUCAUGAUGCCCGCGCGGUCGCACGCCGACAACCCACCUUUUUGGUACGGCUUUGACUAUGGCAGCGCACACUUUGUGGCCAUCUCCACCGAGCACGACCUGGAGCCGGGCAGCGUGCAGUACGCCUGGCUGGAGGCUGAGCUGGCGGCGGUGGACCGCUGCAGGACGCCCUGGCUGGUGCUGCUGCUGCACCGCCCGAUGUAUGUGGUGUACCCCCACAAGUCCAACAGGCAGGUGGGCGAGCACAUCCGCGACAGCCUGGAGCCCCUGCUGCGCCAGCACCUGGUGGACCUCACCCUGGCCGGCCACGUGCACAGCUACUUCAGGACGUGCCCUGUGUACAACGAGCGCUGCACCGACGGCGGCGGCGGCGCGCACGGGAUCGUGCACGUGGUGGUGGGAUCUGCCGGCCGGAAGCUCUCCGCAGUGGAGGACGGCCAGGAGGAGUGGAUCGCGGCGGCGGAGCGCGUGUGGGGCUAUACGCGGUUCAAUGUGGACAGCGCGGAGCGCAUGGCGGUCGAGUUUGUGGAGAGCGAGACGGGGCGCGUGCUGGACGCGUUUGAUGUGGAGGCCAGCGAGGAGCGGCUCCGGCGCGCGUGCCCGGCCGCGCAGCUGGCUGGCAGCGGCGGCCAGGGCAGUGCGGCUGUGGCCACGAGCUGA